Molecule: messenger RNA, 1992 nt
Organism: Penicillium pulvis
Lineage: Eukaryota; Fungi; Ascomycota; Eurotiomycetes; Eurotiales; Aspergillaceae
Product: HET domain-containing protein
Exons: 1
Coding region: 1-1992 (663 amino acids)
Source: RefSeq, a predicted model, not a curated record
AUGGCUCUCCUGGAUUAUCUCCCGUUAACAGAGCAUCACGAUAUUCGUCUGAUUGAUAUUAUACCGGGAGCAUUCACUGAUACUCUGCAAAUUAAAGUUUUCCACUGCAGACUCGAGGAGUCACAUGUGCCACAAUAUGAAGCCCUUUCUUACGUUUGGGGCUCGAGUGAUAGCCCUACCACGAUUCGAGUGCAGCUAGUCUUAGCCGGUGGUAGCGCCAACUUCCAUGAAUUCCUAGUCACUCAGAACCUUGCCGUCGCGCUUCAGCAUCUUCGUCUCGCCGACUCUGUGCGAACCGUCUGGGCCGAUGCCAUCUGCAUCAACCAGCUCGACUACGCAGAAAAAUCACAGCAAGUCAUGAUGAUAGGUGACAUUUAUCGCCUCGCUCGGAGGGUUAUUGGUUUUCUAGGUCCAGCCCAGGACGACAGUGAUCUUGCGCUUGAGAUCUUGGAAAACCUUGCAGACAUGGUCGAAGUGGACUUCUCCUCUGGUCUUAUCAAAUCGUCCGCGGUAGGGACCAAAGAUAGCAGUUGGGCCGACAUGCACUCAGCGCUACCUUAUGGUCGACGCGAGAUUCUAGCUAUCUACCACCUAAUUUGCCGAGAUUGGUUCGGGAGGCUUUGGAUCCGGCAAGAAAUCGGCCUCAGCGGGCGCCAGGGUACGCUCCUGUGUGGCAGCAAAGCAAUUUCUUGGCCACUGAUGUGCAAAGCAAUCUUCAUUAUCCAAAGAAAGCCCUCGGUGAGUGGCGUAAUGAAUACAACAGAACAGGAAGAUGAUUUCCGGCGCGGCAUGCUACAAAUAGAUACUGUCUGCCUCUACUCCAGGCGUGCAUUCAGCUUUCUCAAUCUAAGACGUCAAAUACGCAGUUCUAAGUGCUCCGAUCCACGGGAUCGCCUUUAUGGCGUUCUCAACCACCUGCGUGACUCUGGCGACCUCGGUAUUAUCCCUGAUUACAACAAGACAGCCUCAGAUAUCUACACCGAUGCAACUCAGCGGCACAUCAGGCACACGGGGCGUCUCGCUAUCUUGUGUCAAUGCGAACUGGAUGAUCAUUCUGUAAGGUCUGAGCCCCUACCAAGUUGGGUUCCCGAUUUGGCGGCCCCGAUGGAUUCAUUAAGUGUGCACGAGGUCGGCCCGGAACUGUUUGAGCUACUGCCAGCCUUCUCGAGCAUGAAUGAUUGUCAUCUCGGAGCUUACGGCUUUCGUAUCGGUCGCGUCGAGCAUGUCAUUCGCAUCGAUGAUUAUUGUCUGCACAAUGUCAGCGAUUCCACGACGGCACGGGAGCUGCGCAGAGCACUGAUGGAACUCGACAGCCAUAUCCAAGCCGGCAAUAAUACAGUCUACAACAGCAGGGAAAAGAGAUUAGAAGCAUAUUGCCGCAGCCUCUGGCUCAAUAAUUUUGCAGAGCGCUGGAUGCCCGCGGUGCCCCAUGAAUCGCCGUACAAUGACUCUCUUGCGCUAGUGCGAGCCCUGCUCGACCCAGAAAACUCGACUGCAAAACUUCCAUCCCAUCCCAACACUUCCCGAUGUCUUGUCCAUGUGCGUGCUGCCUGCACCGCCCGUACCCUAUACAUCACAGCAGAUGGCCACGUGGGAAUGGGCCCAGCCUACGUCCGUCCUGACGAUGAGGUGUGUCAUCUAUUUGGCUCAUGGAAGCCUAUGGUGCUCCGCCCAGUCGCUGGACAGUAUCGUCAGGUUGGUGAAUGCUACUUAGAAGGCGGAAUGCACGGGGAAGUUAUACUUGGUGAGCUGCCCGCGAAUCUGCGGAGUCUUCUAGACCCCCAUGGACUGCGUGGUCUGCAGCGCGCUGGAUUUGUCGAUAUUACCACCGGGCUUAUGUACAAGGAGGACCCAAGGAUGUUGCCGUUUCUCACGGGACUUGUAGAAAGCGGAUUGAUUGGAAAUUCAUCACUACAGAGUCUUGAGGAGGCUGGGGCAAUGGAUGUGCUAAUAAAGGCAGGCUUCAAAAUUAUCAAUUUUGAGUUAAUUUAG